Alternaria ethzedia is the source of this 1407-nucleotide messenger RNA. RefSeq lists its product as uncharacterized. Bases 1 to 1407 code for a protein of 468 amino acids. The record is from RefSeq and is a predicted model, not a curated record. NCBI's taxonomy places the organism in Eukaryota, Fungi, Ascomycota, Dothideomycetes, Pleosporales, Pleosporaceae. The transcript has 3 exons.
AUGGAAAAGAUCGAAGAGAAGCUCAAGUCCGUUCUCCACCGGAGGAAGAAGUCGACGCCCACUCAGUCCCCUCGAGCGUCGUACGAGCAUCCUGAUCAGACUAGCCCGCGCACUGAGCAGCACCCAGCAUCACCUCUUAGCAGUCGGCAGCAAAAGCCCACGGCCCCCAAUGAUGUCUCUCACCCGGAGACUCGAGGUCAACCACGCGACUCUGCCUAUCACGAUGGCCGAGCGAGCCAUGCAGUAGCAACUCCUAGCACGGGCUCCAAUGGAUCCAAUGGCUCUAUGGCGAACGAUUACAGAUCGUACCUUCCUGCGCUUGUUUCCGAAGAGCAUUCAAAUGUCGAGCCCAGCGUUCCAGAUAGGCAUCUGCGCUAUAGGCCAUCGACAGAUGGCGAGCGAUCAAAGGCUCUUCCGGCCCUACCCAACACAUUACACCAUCCCCAUGGCGAAGUCAGACGAUCAAUCGACGUAGACGGUCCAGGCCGCACCAUACGCGCAGUGCCAACCGAAGCUCCCGCCGACAAGUAUGCAGUGGGUAGUCACGAUAUCAACAACGGCGGCUUGGAUGAUGACGUUCGAUCGCGCGAGCAGCGCUCUUCCUCCGACAAACAUGGAUUGAGCAAGAGUGGCCAGCCUGUACCAGGACUUACCAACAAUGAUGCGCUGGCCGUGAAACCUCUCCCGGGUCUCGCGAUCACGAAGGACUAUCAGGGCACGGAUGGCGCGCAUGAUUGGAAAGAGAAACAGCAAGCGAUGCUUGCGGGUGUUGUGAACCUCAAUAACACUGUAGACACGGAUCGAGACACUACAGUCGCCCCUGCCGUUACACACGAGAUCAUCAAACCACACGAACACGAGGUUAUCCAGCAGCAGAUCCAUCGCGAGAUCCACAACUACACAUACUAUCAUCGACUGCAGCCCGUUCUCCAGACCGAGGUUCUUCCACCCCGUCAUUUCAUUCCCAACCCUGAUGGCGAGGGCUUGAUCGAAAUAUCCGCAGACGAAUUGCCGAACCGCACUGGCAAGAACAGAUGGUGGGAUAUCGUUCAGAAGGAGCCGAACCUUCCGGCAACUCCAUUCGAAUGGCGCACAGAACCGCAGAUCAUCGAGGGGAAGCCAUAUAUGACUGAGGACGGCUUUGAACGCAGGGAGACAACCAUCAUUUACCCACCAACCCUAGACGAUAUGUCGCGCUACCGUGGCCUGGUCCAGCCAGUGCACUUCGAUCACAAAACUGGGGAGCGUUGGUUGGGCGAAGUCACGACCGUAGAGAAGCUGAACCGGGAACUGGGCCGUCAAGGGGAUGAGGAUUUCAUGACGAUGAAGGAUGUCACUGCGGACCUGCCAAAGAUUGCGUCCAGUCCCUCUGUCAAGCGUAAGCCUCUUGGCCAGGAUUCUCUCUAG